UGAAUGGGAGAUAUAUACAAGCCAUGGAAGAUUGAUAUCUCGUACUGGGCAUGCACCGAUUGACGGCAGAGGAAAGCACUUCCACUUCCACUUCCACUUCUUCCCUUGCAUUCUUUUAGUUCUGCCUUCAUAAACAUAACCCUGCAACCUUUGGCAAUCUUUAAAAGUGCGAGCUUUGGUAUUGAAAGUCAGAUGGCCAUCAUGUCUGCUGAUUGUUAGCCGAGAGUCACCAAAGAACCACUUCUCCCUGCUCAUAGCUGUUAGUUCGUGGCUGUUAAUGAUAGUAGAUCACCAAGUUCAACCAUAUUAUGUUCCAGUACAACAUCCAGGAUCGCCAUUACAGGUGAAAGAGUACAGAGGAGCCUAGCAACACAAAACAGAGGAGAAAAGGGAGGCCAAUAUGGCAGAAGCUGUAGUUUCCGCUAUUGCAGGUAGGCUUGGGGACCUGCUCAUUCAGCAAGCGAUUUUCUUGGUUGGUGUGAAGGACCAAGUGGAGGAUCUACGAGAUGAGUUGAUGUGGAUACAGAGCUUCUUGGAAGAUGCUGAUUCAAGGCAAGAUGAAGGCUCCCUAGUGAGCACCUGGGUAUCAAAAAUUAGGCAUGCAGCUUAUGACAUUGAGGACAUCAUCGACACCUACAUCCUCAUGGUUGCAGAUGAAGAUGAGAAGUUUACUCCAAGAAGGACACGCUUCCUAGGUUCCCUUAAGAGGUAUGCCUGCAUUUGCCAAAAAGGGGCAAACCUUUAUACUAUAGGGAAGGAGGUUGAAGUGGUCAAAAAUCGAAUACAAAAGAUCGGGGAUGAAAUGACAAGGUACGGGAUUAAUAGGAAAGAUGGUGGCUCACGAGGAGAUAGGAGGAGCCUUUCUCCACAAGAUAGAUUUCAACAACUGAGAAGAUCCUCUCCUCAAGACGAUGCUACUCUCAAAGACAUUUUUGGGUUGGACAAAAACAUAGAGAAAUUGGUAGCAGAACUAGUGCGCAAGGAAGAUCGAUGCCACCCAAUUUGCAUAGCAGGAAUGGGUGGCAUUGGUAAGACAACUCUUGCCAUGAAGGUUUACAACCAUGAAGAAGUUAAGCACCAUUUUGAGUGUCGAGCUUGGGCUUAUGUAUCAAAAGACUUUAGUGUCAAAGACAUCUUUAAGAGACUAAUAAAAGAACUCAAGCCCAAUCUCAGUACUGAGGAACUGCUGGAGAUGGGAUUGUUUAGUGAAGUAUAUUUGGAAGAGAAGCUUCGUGAGUUAUUGAAAGAUUGUACAUACUUGGUCGUACUUGAUGACCUAUGGGACUUGGAAGCUUGGGAGAGUCUAAACAGAGCAUUUCCGCAGCAGAGUAAGAAUAAAGGAAGAGUAAUUCUUACCAGUCGCAACACAAAAGUUGCUAAAGAGAGCAUCACUCACCAGCUGGGAACUCUAAAUGAAAUGGAUAGCUGGAAGCUUUUUGUUGUUAAAGCGUUUGGCAAUGAUGAUUGCCCCCCAAAUUUAGAGGAAUCGGGGAAAGAGAUGGUGAAGAAGUGUGAUGGUUUACCACUAGCUAUCGUUGUGUUGGCUGGUCUAUUAGGAGAAAAGUCGCCACAAGAGUGGUUUAUAGUGAGAGACCGCAUCAACCAACAACCAAUAAUGAAAGAAGGCCGAGGGAAAAAUAACCUUGAAAAGAUAUUGUCUUUGAGUUACAAUGAUUUACCCUAUCAAUUGAAGGCAUGCUAUCUCUAUAUAAGCUUAUUCCCAGAAGAUUAUGAGAUCAUUGCUGAGGAAUUGAUUUGGUUGUGGGUUGCAGAGGGUUUCAUAAGAUGUCAAAGAGAUGUAACAAUAUUGGAAGAUGUGGGUAGGGAAUACUUGAAUGAACUGAUUGACAGAAACAUGCUUCAAGUGGCAUAUAAGGAUGACUUGGGGAAAGUUUGCUCUUGUCGAAUCCAUGACCUUCUAAGAGAGUUCUGCAUUUCAGAAGGUGGAGAGAACUUUUUAGAUCAUUAUUCUCAUGCCUCCUGCUCGUCAUUGUCUUCAACUACAGCUUCAAGCGUACGUAACUCACGAAGAUAUGCUAUACAUUCAGGGAUUGGAAGGUAUGAUUUCUCCAACCUUUCUAACUCACAUUUACGUACGCUACUGUUGUUCAACCUCAAUCGAGAAUCUCUUCAACAACAACAGUUGGAAUCCAUUUCAAAUAUUAGAUUGUUGAGGGUGCUUGAUCUAUCAAAUGUUGACCUUCAAGGUAUGAUGUUGCCCGAUGCCCUUGGAAAGUUGAUUCACUUGAGAUACUUACGAUUGUCUAACACAAAAGCAAAGGUACCAUCAUCCAUAGAGUGCUUGCAAAGCCUACAAAACUUAGACUUAUGGGGGAGUAAUUGUCAUUGGUCUGACAUAGCUAUUGGUGCUUUAUCCAAGAUGACACAAUUAAGGCACUUACUUUUAGAUUACAAAUAUUGGGAUGGUUUGGACAAAGAGGUUGUUGCUUUGCCACAAAUUGACUCUCUAACAAACCUCCAGACUCUAAGGUGGGUGGAUGCCCUUGUUUGGAAACAAAAUGAUAUGACCAAUUUGAUCAACCUCCGAGAUCUUAUGAUAAUAAAUAUAAAGACAUCAGAUGUGGAGUUGGUGUUGUCAUCAAUUACUAAGUUGGACAGAAUUCAAUCAUUGGAUCUGAAAUUAUCAGCCUAUCAAUCUACAGAGUAUGCAUUCCCAACGCUGGUACCUCUUUCUCGUUGUCAUCACCUUCAAGCUCUGACCUUGAGGGGAAAGAUGGAAAGGCUACUAGAAGAUCCAUACCAUGAAUUCCCACCCAGAUUGACCGAAUUAAACUUGGUGUAUUCAAGGCUUGGGCCAAACGCAAUGGCCACGUUGGAAAAAUUACCCAACUUGAUGUCCCUUUAUUUACACAGAAGUUCAUACAUGGGGAAGAAAAUAGUUUGUUCUGUACAAGGGUUUCCCCAACUCCGUACGUUACGCACCCACCACUUAGAAACAGAGGAGUGGGAAAUCAAAGAAGGAGCAUUACCAAAGCUUAACCGUCUAUGUAUUGAAAAUUGCUACAAUUUGAAGAAGAUACCCAUGGGAUUGAGGUUUGUUGCCUCUCUCCAGGUGUUGGAGUUUUACGAUAUGUCUGAGGAAUUUUUUGACAGAUUCAAUAGAGGAGAGGAUGCUCAUGAAAUUGGACACAUCCCCUCCAUAAAUGCCAGACGGUGAUGGUAAUUGAACAGAUCAUCUUCAAAUUUUUGUCCCUAGUGGGGUGGAGUCAUUGUGGAGAAGAACAGUUACAUUAGUCUGGACAGAUUUCAGCGGAGGAAUAUAAACAUAAGGAGGUUGUCUUGUUAGCUGUGAACCACAGCCAUGCAGAGAACACACAUCCUUUGUACCAGAGAAGCGGCAAGCACAGUUAGUUGAUCAAAAUUCAAAGCAUUGAUUCCACAAUUAGUGAAGGACGCACCCAGAGCUCACAGCUACAUACCAGUUGUACAUAUCAAUCCCAUUUUCCUUCAAACCGAGCAUGGAGAACCCCCUCUUACAGAUUGAAAUAUUUUAUGCUUAAUAUCUUGGGAUUUCAUGACCACCAGAUCUGUUGCAUUCUUAUGAAUGAACAAAAAAAGUACAGUAAUUACUUGGGUUAUCCAUUCUGGUCUAUUUUUUGGAACCGAAUGAAGAUUUCAGACCAUCAUUGUGGUCCUUAACAUCUUUCUUAA
Messenger RNA from Macadamia integrifolia, 3672 nucleotides. RefSeq names its product probable disease resistance RPP8-like protein 2. Gene Ontology annotation, molecular function: ADP binding. The transcript has 4 exons. The record is from RefSeq and is a predicted model, not a curated record. Gene Ontology annotation, biological process: defense response to other organism. NCBI's taxonomy places the organism in Eukaryota, Viridiplantae, Streptophyta, Magnoliopsida, Proteales, Proteaceae. The coding region runs from base 401 to 3178 and encodes 925 amino acids.